Messenger RNA from Choloepus didactylus (southern two-toed sloth), 1278 nucleotides. RefSeq names its product olfactory receptor 52H1-like. Gene Ontology annotation, molecular function: olfactory receptor activity; G protein-coupled receptor activity. The coding region runs from base 1 to 1278 and encodes 425 amino acids. Gene Ontology annotation, cellular component: membrane. Lineage: Eukaryota; Metazoa; Chordata; Mammalia; Pilosa; Megalonychidae. Gene Ontology annotation, biological process: G protein-coupled receptor signaling pathway. The record is from RefSeq and is a predicted model, not a curated record. The transcript has 4 exons.
AUGAUCAUUUUCAACCUGAGCAGUUACAACUCAGGUCCUUUCCUUCUGGUGGGGAUCCCAGGCUUGGAGCAGUUUCAUGUGUGGAUUGGGAUUCCCUUCUGUGCCAUCUACAUUGUGGCUCUUGUGGGAAACUGCAUCCUUCUCUCCCUCAUUGCAGUGGAGCGCAGCCUGCAUGAACCCAUGUUCUUCUUUCUCUCCAUGCUGGCCACAACUGAUCUCAUCUUGUCCACAGCCGGGAUGCCGAAAACACUCAGUAUCUUUUGGCGUGGGGGUCAAGAAAUCACUUUUGCAGGGUGCCUUACACAAAUGUUCUUCAUUCAUUACAGUUUUGUUUUGGACUCAGCCAUCCUGAUGUCCAUGGCAUUUGAUCGUUAUGUGGCCAUCUGUUCUCCCUUGAGAUAUACUAGCAUCUUGACCCCCAAGAGCAUCACCAAGAUUGUUGUGGCCAUUUGUUUCCGAAGCUUCUGCAUCAUCCUGCCAGUUGUAUUCCUGCUGACUCGUCUGCCUUUCUGCAGGACACACAUCAUCCCCCACACAUACUGUGAGCACAUAGGAGUUGCCAGACUUGCCUGUGCCGAUAUCUCCAUCAACAUCUGGUAUGGCUUUUGUGUUCCCAUUAUGACAGUCCUCUCAGAUGUCAUUCUCAUUGCCAUUUCCUAUAUCUUCAUCCUUUGUGCUGUCUUUCAUCUCCCCUCUCGAGAGGCCCGCCAGAAAGCCCUUGGCACCUGUGGCUCCCAUGUCUGUGUCAUCCUCAUGUUCUAUAUCCCUGGAUUUUUCACCAUCCUUGCCCAUCGGUUUGGACAUGAUGUCUCCCGCAGUUUCCACAUUAUGUUUGCUAACCUUUACAUUGUUAUCCCACCUGCACUCAACCCCAUUGUCUAUGGAGUAAAGACCAAGCAGAUCAGGGAUAAGGUCAUGCUUUCACUUGCAUCAGUGUGGAAAAGCCCCUCAGAGCCCAGCACUGCUGCCUCAGAACCGAACACCGCUGUCUCCGGACCACCUCAGGCUCGGGGGGCGCCACGGCCACUGCUCCAGUGGACUUUUAAACAUGCGCUAAGGAGCCACAUUCUCCUUGAGAUACAUAUCAAGGAGCCAAUUAAGAAGGAACCCGAGAAGCCAAUCGACCAGGAGAAGACAUGUCUGCUGCUGCUGUGGGUCUUCACCAUCAAUAACGGCGGCCACCACUGGAUGAAUGAGUUCUCCCAUGGAAAUGUGCCUUCCAGCGAGCUGCAGAGCUACACUUGGAUGGAUGCAACCUUCAAAGAAUUGACUAGUUAA